GGUUGGUGUCCUGGGCCUGUCUCUCUCCAGACGAUCGAUCGCCAAGCCUCUCCAGCUUAGCCGAGUCCGUCCUGGUCGGGUACAGUUAGGUACCUACAUUCCUGUCAGAUCCCCCAAGCCAACACCCCUGCUAGAUCGUCGUUGUGUCGGACGCCUCGCCGAGUUGAGGCUGUGGGGUGGGCGAGGAUUGGCUGGGUUCCCUUACAGCUCUCUCUGCGAUGCGCCCACGGCCCGGGUGCAGCCCGCUGCAGGUCGGAGUCGGCACGCCGAUUACAUCAUAGCCCUGGUGGACGCGCGUAGCAGUCAGACAGGUUCCCCUCUUCAUCCAUCCUUCACUUCGUCCGUCCCUCUUGACUGACCUCCAUCUCUCAUCACCGCCGUCUUCUUCUCCUCCAGGCCCACGACGAAAUUAUCGGCCCUCUGCAUGAGCCUCAACCCUACGAGCAGUCGCAGCUCACUCGAUCUGCCGCCGCAUCCGCACCAGCCAAACGUGUUCGAACCUCGUCUCAGUCUACCAGCAGCACACCCGAGACCCCCGACGAGGUCUUGCUAGCUCGGUAUUUUACCAGCCGCUCCCCCGAGCCCGAACGUCCUUCAUCUACGGAGAGGUUCAAAGAAGGUAUUCACAAAGUUUUGGAACGAACUCGCUCCCGUCUCGGCAGCAUGUCUGAAAAGCCCCUGGACGUAAUUAAGCGCGCUACCAAAGCUGCCGAUCGCUCUCCGCACUUGCGAAAAAAGAACUUUACGGGUCCCGAUAUGGUAGAUGCUCUUGACACAACCGGAAUCGGCGGUGCCUAUCAUCAUGGUGGUCCCUACGAUGCCACAUUGGCUUCUCGAAACCGAGACAAGCGUUACUCUCCUGUCGAGGCCGUGAAGAAUACCAACCAAGAAGCACUCAGAGCCACUCCUAGGGAGAACGUCAUGGACUCUCUGCAGCACCAUGUGCCGCUUCAAGGAACUGCCACCAUUCCGCCCGGCGAGCGAGACAUGAGCGGUAGAGUCAUGCAAUAUGAAGAGGGGGCUGACCUGAUGAGGGAGAGCGAUGCUCCGGGCGGCGCAUACAAACGCUACGAUCAUGUGCAAUACCAUCCGAACGAUCUGAAAGGCAAGGGUGAGCCCUCCUACAGCAUCGAGGAGGAGCGCAAGAAGCAGAAGCGCCAGCGCCACAAAUCUCUCGACCCACGCGGCGCGUACGAAAUGCAGCCCACCGCCAAGAGCCCAGGCAACGAUAGGAAAAAAAGCGGCCAGGAGCGAGAAAGGAGCUAUAGUCUUGGAUCCGAGAGCCUCUCCUCCGAUCGGAAGGGACAGAGACUCAGCGACAACAUCAAGAGGCGCGUGAGUAGUCUCCGGCAUAAAUACGACGACGUCUAAGAUCGGCAUCCUCUCUUCCCUUUGGUUUGGGUGCCCAUCGCACGAUAACGUGCCCUCGACCAGGCCACUGAUGCCUUUGCCGUGUCUGAUUCUCCUUUUCUCCUCGUUGUUUCCCUUCUGCCUCUUCUCCUAUGAAAAUUUCCUUUUUU
Durotheca rogersii is the source of this 1520-nucleotide messenger RNA. RefSeq lists its product as uncharacterized. The coding region runs from base 664 to 1371 and encodes 235 amino acids. Gene Ontology annotation, cellular component: cytoplasm. The record is from RefSeq and is a predicted model, not a curated record. The transcript is spliced from 2 exons. Lineage: Eukaryota; Fungi; Ascomycota; Sordariomycetes; Xylariales; Xylariaceae.